Molecule: messenger RNA, 518 nt
Organism: Strongylus vulgaris
Lineage: Eukaryota; Metazoa; Nematoda; Chromadorea; Rhabditida; Strongylidae
Source: the annotation of a GenBank genome assembly
AUGCCACCUUCUGAGGGCCGUAAGAAACUUGGCACAGCUCCAAAUCAGUUUGUUUUGGAAGCUCGUAAGAUUAGCGAACAAGAUUUCAAUGAUGUUUUCGAAAAUGUUGUUGAGGUGGCAAUGUGCGUUGAGGUUCAUAAUACGCUUUUUAGACGCGUACGCUUUCCAAAUGUACUUCGUUGGCAGAGCUGCGAUACAGGUCCUGCUCUAUCUAUCGUUGGCAAUCCACUACUAAUACAAGUGGAACUGAAUAAGGAUGUGCGUUUUAUCGAAGGUAGAGGAAGUCAGGAGUCUCCUAUUGUAAUUCGGGGUAAUCGCAAGUUUAAACGAGAAAAUGUCGACAAACUUAUGGAGAUUCUCAAGCCUUACAAUGUGAGAAGACCACAAGACGGAGGUCAGCUAAAGCUUAGCUUAUUUUCCUACGCUGCGUACAAAAAAAAGGUGCAUUCUUGGAAUCAAUCGCUCGCUUUUUUCUCUAAACUAUUCAACAGCGCACUACUAACAGCACUCUCGUAAUU